Molecule: messenger RNA, 8077 nt
Organism: Harpia harpyja (harpy eagle)
Lineage: Eukaryota; Metazoa; Chordata; Aves; Accipitriformes; Accipitridae
Product: ryanodine receptor 1-like
Biological process (GO): calcium ion transmembrane transport; intracellular calcium ion homeostasis
Cellular component (GO): calcium channel complex; Z disc; sarcoplasmic reticulum membrane
Molecular function (GO): ryanodine-sensitive calcium-release channel activity
Source: RefSeq, a predicted model, not a curated record
GCAGGUGGUGACGUACCUGGCGAGCUGCGGGCUGCAGAGCUGCCCCAUGCUGCUCUCCAAGGGGUACCCCGACAUUGGAUGGAACCCCUGCGGGGGUGAGCGCUACCUCGACUUCCUCCGCUUCGCCGUCUUCGUCAACGGGGAGAGCGUGGAGGAGAACGCCAACGUGGUGGUGCGGCUGCUGAUCCGGCGACCCGAGUGCUUCGGGCCGGCGCUGCGCGGCGAGGGGGGCAGUGGGCUGCUGGCCGCCAUCCAGGACGCCCUCCACAUCGCCCAGGACCCCGCCCGCGAUGGGCCCACCGGCAGGAGGGAGCGGCGGCGGGAGCCGUUUGGGGGCGAAGAGCCACCCGAGGAGAACCGGGUGCACUUGGGCAACGCCAUCAUGUCCUUCUACGCCGCCCUCAUCGACCUGUUGGGUCGCUGUGCCCCCGAGAUGCACCUCAUCCAAGCGGGCAAGGGGGAGGCUCUACGGAUCCGAGCCAUCCUCCGCUCCCUCGUACCCCUCGAGGACCUGGUGGGCAUCAUCAGCCUCCCCCUGCAGAUCCCUGCCCUUGGCAAAGAUGGCAAUUUGGUGGAGCCGCGGAUGGCGGCCAGCUUCGUGCCGGAGCACAAGGCGCCCAUGGUGCUCUUCCUUGACCGCGUCUAUGGCGUCGAGAGCCAGGAAUUCCUGCUGCACGUGCUGGAGGUGGGAUUCCUCCCCGACAUGCGGGCAGCCGCCUCCCUCGACACGGCCACCUUCAGCACGACGGAGAUGGCGCUGGCGCUGAACCGGUACCUGUGCCUGGCGGUGCUGCCGCUCAUCACCAAGUGCGCCCCGCUCUUCGCCGGCACCGAGCACCGUGCCAUCAUGGUGGACUCCAUGCUGCACACCAUCUACCGCCUCUCCCGCGGCCGCUCCCUCACCAAGGCCCAGCGCGACGUCAUCGAGGAGUGCCUUAUGGCUCUCUGCCGGUACAUCCGUCCCUCCAUGCUGCAGCAUCUCCUCCGCCGCCUUGUCUUCGACGUCCCCAUCCUCAACGAGUUCGCCAAGAUGCCCCUCAAGCUGCUGACGAACCACUACGAGCGGUGCUGGAAGUACUACUGCCUGCCCAGCGGCUGGCCCAACCAGGGGGUCAGCUCAGAGGAGGAGCUGCACCUCACCCGCAAGCUCUUCUGGGGCAUCUUCGAGUCCCUGGCACACAAGCGGUUCGAUGCAGAGCUGUACAAGCUGGCCAUGCCGUGCCUCUGCGCCAUCGCCGGUGCCCUCCCCCCCGACUAUGUGGACGCCAGCUACUCCUCCAAGACUGAGAAGAAGGCUUCUGUCGAUGCUGAGGGCAACUUCGACCCCAAGCCUGUCGAGACCCUCAAUGUCAUCAUCCCCGAGAAGCUGGAUGGCUUCAUCAACAAGUAUGCGGAGUACACCCAUGAGAAGUGGGCUUUCGACAAGAUCCAGAACAACUGGUCUUUUGGGGAGACGGUGGAUGAAGAAGCCAAGACCCACCCCAUGCUGCGACCCUACAAGACCUUCUCUGAGAAGGACAAGGAGAUCUACCGGUGGCCCAUCAAGGAGUCCCUGAAGGCUAUGCUGGCCUGGGAGUGGAUGGUGGAGAAGGCCCGUGAGGGCGAGGAGGACAAGGUGGAGAAGAAGAAGACCCGCAAGAUCUCCCAGUCUGCCCAGGCCACCUAUGACCCCAGCCACGGCUACAGCCCCCAGCCCGUGGACCUGUCGGGGGUGACCUUGUCCCGGGAGCUGCAGGCCAUGGCGGAGCAGCUGGCCGAGAACUACCACAACACCUGGGGACGCAAGAAGAAGCAGGAGCUGGAGGCCAAGGGGGGGGGCUCGCACCCCCUGCUCGUGCCCUACGACACGUUGACGGCCAAGGAGAAGGCACGGGACCGCGAGAAGGCGCAGGAGCUCCUCAAGUUCCUGCAGCUCAACGGCUACGCCGUCACCCGGGGGUUGAAGGACAUGGAGCUGGACACGUCCUCCAUCGAGAAGCGCUUCGCCUACGGCUUCCUGCAGCAGCUGCUCAAGUGGAUGGACAUCUCCCAGGAGUUCAUCGCCCACCUGGAGGCAGUGGUGAGCAGCGGGCGGGUGGAGAAAUCCCCCCAUGAACAGGAGAUCAAGUUCUUCGCCAAGAUCCUGCUGCCCCUCAUCAACCAGUAUUUCCACAACCACUGCCUCUACUUCCUCUCCACCCCGGCCAAGGUGCUGGGCAGUGGGGGGCACGCUUCCAACAAGGAGAAGGAGAUGAUCACCAGCCUCUUCUGCAAGCUGGCCGCACUCGUCCGCCACCGCGUCUCACUCUUCGGGACCGACGCGCCGGCCGUGGUGAACUGCCUGCACAUCCUUGCCCGCUCCCUGGAUGCCAGGACGGUCAUGAAGUCGGGCCCCGAGAUCGUCAAGGCAGGGCUGCGGUCCUUCUUCGAGAGUGCCUCCGAGGACAUUGAGAAGAUGGUGGAGAACCUCAAGCUGGGGAAGGUGACGCAGAGCCGCACGCAGGUGAAGGGGGUGGCCCAAAACAUCAACUACACCACGGUGGCCCUCCUGCCCGUCCUCACCUCCCUCUUCGAGCACGUGGCGCAGCAUAACUUUGGGGACGACGUCAUCCUCGAUGACGUCCAGGUGUCCUGCUACCGCAUCUUGUGCAGCAUCUACUCGCUGGGCACCACCAGGAACCCCUACGUGGAGAGGCAGCGCCCGGCGCUGGGGGAGUGCCUGGCCCGCCUGGCCGCCGCCAUGCCCGUGGCUUUCCUGGAGCCGCAGCUCAACGAGUUCAACCCCUGCUCCGUCUACAGCACCAAGUCCCCCCGCGAGCGGGCCAUCCUGGGGCUCCCCAGCCGGGUGGAGGAGAUGUGCCCCGACAUCCCCGACCUGGAGCGGCUGAUGCGGGACAUCGGGGGGCUGGCGGAGUCGGGGGCCCGCUACACCGAGAUGCCCCACGUCAUCGAGGUGACCCUCCCCAUGCUCUGCAACUACCUGCCCCGAUGGUGGGAGCGCGGCCCCGACACCCUGCCCCAGGGACCCUGGGCCACCGCCGUCACCGGCCAGCACCUCAACGCCCUCCUGGGCAACAUCCUCCGCAUCGUGGUCAACAACCUGGGCAUCGACGAAGCCUCCUGGAUGAAGCGCCUGGCAGUGUUCGCCCAGCCCAUCGUCAGCAAGGCGAAGCCGGAGCUGCUGCGCUCCCACUUCAUCCCCACCAUGGAGAAGCUGAAGAAGCGGGCGGGCAAGGUGGUGGCCGAGGAGGAGCAGCUCCGCAUGGAGGCCAAGACGGAGGGGGAGGAUGCCGAGCUGCUCAUCCGGGAUGAGUUCUCUGUCCUCUGCCGUGACCUCUAUGCGCUUUACCCCCUGCUCAUCCGCUACGUGGACAACAGCCGGGCCAAGUGGCUGACAGAGCCCAACGAGGAUGCAGAGGAGCUGUUCCGCAUGGUCGGGGAGGUCUUCAUCUACUGGUCCAAGUCCCACAACUUCAAGCGUGAGGAGCAGAACUUCGUGGUGCAGAAUGAGAUCAACAACAUGUCCUUCCUCACCGCCGACAGCAAGAGCAAGAUGGCCAAGUCCGGAGACGGCCAGGGUGGUGGCUCAGAGCAGGAGCGGACGAAGAAGAAGCGUCGUGGGGACCGGUACUCCAUCCACACCUCCCUCAUCGUCGCCACCCUGAAGAAGAUGCUGCCCAUUGGCCUCAACAUGUGCUCACCCACCGACCAGGAGCUCAUCAGCCUGGCCAAGAGCCGCUACGCCCUGAAGGACACGGAUGAGGAGGUGCGGGAGUUCCUCAACAACAACCUGCACCUGCAGGGCAAGUGCGAGAACAACUCGUCCAUGCGGUGGCAGAUGGCCCUGUACCGCGAGAUGGCCGGCAAAGCCGAGGACUCCGACAGCCCCGAGAAGAUCGUCCGGAGGGUGCAGGAGGUGUCAGCCGUGCUUUACCACCUCGAGCAGACGGAGCACCCCUACAAGUCCAAGAAGGCAGUGUGGCACAAGCUGCUCUCCAAGCAGCGCCGCCGGGCUGUGGUCGCCUGCUUCCGCAUGACGCCCCUCUACAACCUGCCCAGGCACCGGGCCUGUAAUAUGUUCCUGGAGGCGUACAAGCUCUCCUGGCUGGUGCCCGAGGAGCAUCCCUUUGAGGACCGCAUGAUUGAUGACCUCUCGAAGUCGGGGGAGGAAGAGGAGGAGGAGGAAGAGGAGCAGGAUAAGAAGCCGGACCCCUUGCACCAGCUCAUCCUGCACUUCAGCCGGACGGCACUGACUGAGAAAAGUAAGUUGGAGAAGGAUCAUUUGUACAUGGCAUACGCUGGCAUCAUGGCCAAGAGCUGUCACAUCGAGGAAGGGGAAGAGGAGGAGAAGGAGGAGGAGAAGGAGGAAGAAGAAGCCGAGGACUCAUUCGAGGAGAAGGAGAUGGAGAAGCAGAAGCUGCUGUACCAGCAAGCCCGGCUGCACACACGGGGGGCGGCCGAGAUGGUGCUGCAGAUGAUCAGCGCCUGCAAGGGGGAGCGGGGCGACAUGGUGUCCUCCACCCUCAAGUUGGGCAUCUCCAUCCUCAACGGGGGCAACGCUGACGUGCAGCAGAAAAUGCUGGACUACCUGAAGGAGAAGCGGGAGGUCGGGUUCUUCCAGAGCGUCCAGGCGCUGAUGCAGACCUGCAGCGUCCUGGACCUCAAUGCCUUCGAGCGGCAGAACAAGGCGGAGGGGCUGGGCAUGGUGACGGAGGAGGGGACGAUCAUCAGCCGUGAGAACGGGGAGAAGGUGAUGUCGGACGAUGAGUUCACGCAGGAUCUCUUCCGGCUGCUCCAGUUGCUGUGCGAGGGGCACAACAAUGAUUUCCAGAACUACCUGCGCACCCAGACGGGGAACACGACCACCAUCAACAUCAUCAUCUGCACCGUGGACUACCUGCUGCGCCUGCAGGAGUCCAUCAGCGACUUCUACUGGUACUACUCGGGGAAGGACGUGAUCGACGAGCAGGGGAAGCGCAACUUCUCCAAGGCCAUGGCCGUGGCCAAGCAGGUCUUCAACAGCCUCACCGAGUACAUCCAGGGUCCCUGCACGGGGAACCAGCAGAGCCUGGCUCACAGCCGCCUCUGGGACGCCGUCGUCGGCUUCCUCCACGUCUUCGCGCACAUGAUGAAGAAGCUGGCCCAGGACUCCAGCCAGAUCGAGCUGCUGAAGGAGCUGCUGGACCUGCAGAAGGACAUGGUGGUGAUGCUGCUGUCCCUGCUAGAAGGCAACGUGGUGAACGGGACCAUCGCCCGGCAGAUGGUGGACAUGCUGGUGGAGUCCUCCAGCAACGUCACCAUGAUCCUCAAGUUCUUCGACAUGUUCCUGAAACUGCGGGACAUCGUGGCCUCAGACGCCUUCCGCGACUACGUCUCGGACCCGCGAGGUCUCAUCUCCAAGAAGGACUUCCAGAAGGCGAUGGACAGCCAGAAGCAGUACGAACCCGCCGAGAUCCAGUUCCUGCUCUCCUGCUCCGAGGCGGACGAGAACGAGAUGAUCGACGUGGAAGCCUUUGCUGGUCGCUUUCAAGAACCCGCUCGUGACAUCGGUUUCAACGUGGCCGUGCUCCUCACCAACCUCUCGGAGCACGUUCCCCAUGACCAACGUCUCCGGACCUUCUUGGAGCAAGCGGCCAGCAUCUUGGAGUAUUUCCGUCCUUUUUUGGGACGGAUCGAGAUCAUGGGAGCCGCUCGACGGAUCGAACGCCUCUACUUCGAGAUCAGCGCCGCCAACAAGGCACAGUGGGAGAUGCCCCAAGUGAAGGAAUCCAAGCGCCAGUUCAUCUUCGACGUGGUCAACGAAGGGGGGGAGGCCGAGAAGAUGGAGCUCUUCGUCAGCUUCUGCGAGGACACCAUCUUCGAAAUGCAGAUUGCCUCUCGCCUCUCCGAGGAGGAACCCCCCCGGGAAGAAGGAGAGGAUGAGGAGCAGGAGGAAGAAGAGGAGACCCCUGAUCCCACUGCUCCACCUCCCCCCUCCGAACCCACCUCAGCUUUUGGGGAGCUGUUGGCGGGGGCUGGGGGGCUGCGACGUUUGUUGGGGUCCCCCCAAACCUGGCGGCGACGGUUGCGACGGUUGCGACGCCGGCCGGGUCGGGAGUUGGCGUGGGCGGCGGGAGCGGCCACCGGCCGGGCGAUGCUGGGGGGGCUUCUGGGGGGCUGGGGGGUGCUGGGGGCCGUGGGGCGCCUGGCCUGGACCUCUCUUUUCGGAGGGGGGCUAGUGGAAGGGGCGCAGCGGCUAGCUCUGGCCGAGCUGCUGGCCAGCAUGCCCGACCCCACUCAGGAUGCUGUGGGGGGCGGCGAGGCCGGGGCAGCCACGGGGGGAGAAGAAGGGGGUCCCCAAGACCCUGUCCCCCCGCCCACCCCCCACCUGCCGCAGCCCCCCGAGGAGGAAGAGGAGGAGGAGGAGGCGGCGGCGGCGCCGGUGACGGCUUUCGGGGUGCGCAAGGAGCCCGGGCACUAUCGGCUGGCAGCCCCCGACGCCCCCGGGGGGCUGGGGGACAUCGGGGAGCCCCCUGCUGCCGAGCCCCCCACCCCCGAGGGCACUCCCAUCCUCCGGAGGAAGAUUGGGGAGGACGGAGAGGAGGUGGUGGAGGAGGAGCCACAGAAGGAAGAGGAGCUGCCGGGCGAGGCGGAGAAAGCUGACACGGAGAAUGGGGAGAAGGCCGGGGCGGAGGGGUCCGAGGGGGGGCCCGAGCCUGGUGCCCCCGAGAAGAGGAGGAAAUCGGUCCCCCGGGAGCGGAAGGAGCCACCGGCCGAAGGAGCCUUCGAGUUCUGGACUGAGCUGGAGGUCCAGAGGGUCAAAUUCCUGAACUACUUGUCCAGGAACUUCUACAACCUGCGGUUCCUGGCGCUCUUCCUCGCCUUCGCCAUCAACUUCAUCCUCCUCUUCUACAAGGUGUCAGAGCACCCUCCAGGCACCGAGGAGGAGCCGGAGGGCUCGGGGCUGGCGGCGGCGGUGGCCGAGGAGGACGGGGGGGACGAGGCCGGGGGGGCCGGGGAGGAGAGCGUGGUCUAUUACUUCUUGGAGGAGAGCACAGGAUACAUGCAGCCGGCGCUGCAGGGCCUGGCCCUGGCCCACACCCUCGUCGCCUUCCUCUGCAUCAUCGGCUACAACUGCCUCAAGAUCCCGCUGGUGAUCUUCAAGCGGGAGAAGGAGGUGGCACGGCGCCUGGAGUUCUCGGGGCUCUACAUCACCGAGCAGCCGCCAGACGACGACGUCAAGGGCCAGUGGGACCGGCUGGUGCUCAACGCCCAGUCCUUCCCCAGCAACUACUGGGACAAGUUCGUCAAGAGGAAGGUGCUGGAGAAGUAUGGGGAUAUCUACGGGCGCGAGCGCAUCGCGGAGCUGCUGGGGAUGGAGCUGGCCAGCCUGGAUAUUGGGGCGCAGGGCGAGAGGAAGGCCCCCCCCGACAGCUCCCUCCUCACCUGGAUCACAUCCAUCGACAUCAGGUACCAGAUCUGGAAGUUUGGGGUCAUCUUCACUGACAACUCCUUCCUCUACCUCACCUGGUACAUGGCCAUGUCCCUCCUGGGCCACUACAACAACUUCUUCUUCGCCUCCCACCUCCUGGACAUCGCCAUGGGGGUGAAGACCCUCCGCACCAUCCUCUCCUCCGUCACCCACAACGGCAAGCAGCUGGCGAUGACGGUGGGGCUGCUGGCCGUGGUCGUGUACCUCUACACCGUGGUGGCCUUCAACUUCUUCCGCAAGUUCUACAACAAGAGCGAGGAUGAGGAUGAGCCUGACAUGAAGUGCGACGACAUGAUGACGUGCUACCUGUUCCACAUGUACGUGGGAGUUCGGGCCGGGGGGGGCAUUGGGGACGAGAUCGAGGACCCAGCGGGGGACGACUACGAGCUGUACCGCGUUGUCUUCGACAUCACCUUCUUCUUCUUCGUCAUCGUCAUCCUCCUGGCCAUCAUCCAGGGUCUGAUCAUCGAUGCUUUUGGGGAGCUGCGGGACCAGCAGGAGCAGGUGAAGGAGGACAUGGAGACAAAAUGUUUCAUCUGCGGCAUCGGGAGCGACUAUUUCGACACAACCCCCCACGGCUUCGAGACCCACACGCUGGAGGAGCACAACCUGGCCAACUACAUGUGA